Molecule: messenger RNA, 1158 nt
Organism: Thalassophryne amazonica
Lineage: Eukaryota; Metazoa; Chordata; Actinopteri; Batrachoidiformes; Batrachoididae
Product: acidic mammalian chitinase-like
Exons: 11
Coding region: 1-1158 (385 amino acids)
Biological process (GO): chitin catabolic process; carbohydrate metabolic process
Cellular component (GO): extracellular region
Molecular function (GO): chitin binding; chitinase activity
Source: RefSeq, a predicted model, not a curated record
AUGAUAUGGGGCUGCACCAGAAUGGAGUGCUACUUCACCAACUGGUCCCAGUACCGGCCUGGUGAAGGCAAGUACAUGCCACAAGAUGUCGACCCCUUCCUGUGCACCACCCUGCUCUAUGCCUAUUCCAUCAUCAACUCCAAAAAUGAGUUGAUCACCUAUGAGUGGAAUGACGAGAUCCUCUACAAGACUUUCAAUGGUUUGAAGAACACAAACACUCAUCUGAAGACAUUGUUGGCUGUUGGUGGCUGGAACUUUGGUUCACAUCAGUUUUCCAUCAUGGUGUCCACUGCUGCCAACCGUCAGACAUUCAUUCAGUCCCCGAUCAGAUUCCUGAGAACCCACGGAUUUGAUGGCUUGGAUCUGGACUGGGAGUAUCCUGGAGCUCGUGGAAGUCCUCCAGAGGACAAGCAGAGAUUCACUCUGCUCUGCAGGGAACUUGUCCAAGCUUAUGCUGCUGAGGCCAAGGCCACUGGAAAGCCUCAGCUCAUGCUGACUGCUGCUGUGUCUGCUGGUAAAGGAACCAUUGAUGGAGGAUAUGAGAUUGCUGAGAUUGCCAAGGAACUGAACAUCAGCGUGAUGACCUAUGACUUCCAUGGCACUUGGGAGCAAUUCACUGGACAUAACAGCCCACUGUACCGUGGCUCACAGGACUUUGGUGACUUCAUCUACUUUAACAUUGAUUUUGCCAUGAAUUACUGGCAGGACAAUGGCGCUCCAGGGGAUAAGCUGAGGAUGGGAUUCGUCGCUUAUGGUCGUACCUUCCGUCUGACAUCAUCAAAUACUGAUGUUGGUGCCCCAGCUAGUGGUCCUGCACCAGCUGGCGACUUCACCAGUGAACCUGGAUUAUGGUCCUACUAUGAGAUCUGUGGCUUCUUAAAGGGCGCAACUGUCCAGUGGAUUGAAGACCAGAAAGUUCCCUAUGCCACCAAGAACCAAGUGUGGGUAGGAUUUGACAACAAGGAGAGCUAUGAAAUCAAGGCAAAAUAUCUCAAAGAACAAAAGUUUGGUGGUGCCAAUGUGUGGGCUCUGGACCUUGAUGAUUUUGCUGGACGAUUCUGCGGCCAAGGUGUCUACCCUCUGCUGUCACAUCUCAACAAACUCAUGGGUGUUGUGUGGCCUGACCAGCCUCCCGUAACCACCCCCAAAUCUCAGUAG